Meloidogyne enterolobii is the source of this 1418-nucleotide messenger RNA. The record is from the annotation of a GenBank genome assembly. Lineage: Eukaryota; Metazoa; Nematoda; Chromadorea; Rhabditida; Meloidogynidae.
UCCAAUUAAAAAUUUUUGGCCAUGCCUUUGAAAGCGUUUAUUCUCCCAAUUUUCUUAUAAUUUCUCUGAAUAUUUUAAGAAAAAUGAGUUUAAAAUUAAAACGUUUUACUGAAGCUAUUUUUCGACACAAAAAGAAAUCAAUUUUUGCUCUUGUUGUGGCCAUAUCUGGUGGAAAUGCUCUUAAUUCAAAAAUAAAGGAUGAUGAAGUUAGACGUUUUUAUGGAGAAAAAGCAAAACAAUUUGGAGCAGUACCAAUCCACCCAACUCAAAAAUUAAGAAAGGUUGUUGUUCUUAUUAAUAAGGAAGCUAAAAGACAACAUGCUGCUCGAAUAUUUAAUAAAAAUGGAUUGCCUCUACUUAAUUUGGCUGGACUUGAUAUUAACGUCAUAAAUGUUUCCUCUCAAUCAGAAAUGGAAAAUAUUGCUCGGACAAUUGAUUACAAAGAAACAGAUUGUAUUUUUCUUGUUGGUGGUGAUGGCACUAUUUGUCAUGCUCUCAACGGGAUUUUACAAAAAACAAAAAUCGAGGACCAACCCCCAAUUGGAAUAUUUCCUGGUGGAAAUAGAAAUAAAACAUUUUCAAUUCUUGGAUUUAUUAAGGAAAGUGUAGAUUCGAAAAGUAAUGUCCGUCUUUGUUGUGAAAGUGUGAUGGCUUUAAUUGAAGGAAAACAAAAACAAUUUUAUCCAAUUUGUUGUAAAUUGGAGAAUAUUUCUGAUAAAGAAGUGAAAGAAAAAACGGAAAAUAUUUCGACAACAAUUCCUUCACCUUCUGUCAAUUAUUUUUUGUCAGAAAUUGCUUUGGGGUGGUUUGAACAUUGCGAACUUAAAAUACCCAAAUUCUGGUGGAUGGGUCCGUUCAGCAGUUAUUUUACUUAUUUUUGGGAAUUUUUUAAGUUUUGUCCUGGUUGCCGUAAAUGUAUUGAAAUACCUAAAGACAAUGGAGGUUUUUUGACGUGGAUAUUUGGGACUUCUAAUAAAGUAAAAGAUCCAAAAUUGACAAAAUUAAUUGAAAAGGAAAAUCCAUCUUGUGGUGAGAUUAAUUCUAUUGCUGUUAGUGGAACAGAUGUUCGUUUAAAUGCUGAACAGUCAGAGAAUUCAAGUAAAUUAAAAUUAAAAAUAUUUACGACAAUUGGAAUGUUGGGAACUUUAAGGGAAGCUUUGAAAAGGACAAAUUUUACUAAAAAUAAUUUUGAUAGAGAUUCUAUUGUUGAUAAUUUUGAGACAAAUAUUGAAGCAAAAAGAAUUGUUUUGCGUUUUACUGAUAUUCCGCCAAAAUUACGUAAAUUAACAAUUUCUGGGGAUUCUGUGGAUUUCGAUAAUUAUGCAGAAAAAGAGUUAAUUGUAGAGACAAUGAAUCAACCAUUAAAUUUUUUUGUUCCAAAUAUGAAAGAAAAUGAAGAAAGGCAAGGAAAUAUUUGA